This is a messenger RNA of Maudiozyma barnettii, 1227 nucleotides long. It is a transcript of the gene RPT6, whose product is annotated as proteasome regulatory particle base subunit RPT6. Lineage: Eukaryota; Fungi; Ascomycota; Saccharomycetes; Saccharomycetales; Saccharomycetaceae. Gene Ontology annotation, cellular component: proteasome regulatory particle, base subcomplex. The coding region runs from base 1 to 1227 and encodes 408 amino acids. Gene Ontology annotation, molecular function: ATP binding; proteasome-activating activity; ATP hydrolysis activity. The record is from RefSeq and is a predicted model, not a curated record. Gene Ontology annotation, biological process: proteasome-mediated ubiquitin-dependent protein catabolic process. The transcript has a single exon.
AUGUCUUCUGGGGUUGCAGCUACACAGGCCCAAGAAAACAACGUACUCUCUCAUGAGAGUGGUAUCAAACCAUAUUUCGAACAAAAAAUUCAAGAAACUGAAUUAAAUAUUAGAGCUAAAAACGAUAACGUGAGAAGAUUAGAGGCACAGAGAAAUGCACUAAAUGAUAGGGUUCGUUUCAUAAAGGAUGAACUUCGUUUAUUACAAGAACCUGGUUCCUAUGUCGGCGAGGUUCUAAAAGUUGUCUCUGACAAGAAGGUACUAGUUAAAGUUCAACCUGAAGGGAAAUAUAUUGUGGAUGUUGCAAAGGAUAUCAAUGUUAAAGAUCUAAAAGUAUCACAAAGAGUAUGCUUGAAAAGCGAUUCUUACAUGUUACAUAAAAUCCUAGAAAAUAAAGCCGAUCCCUUAGUGUCUCUAAUGAUGGUCGAAAAAGUACCCGAUUCAACAUACGACAUGGUUGGUGGUCUAACUAAACAAAUCAAAGAGAUUAAGGAGGUAAUUGAAUUGCCAGUGAAGCAUCCUGAAUUAUUUGAGAGUUUGGGUAUUGCUCAACCAAAGGGUGUCAUAUUGUAUGGUCCUCCAGGUACUGGUAAGACCUUACUAGCGAGAGCUGUAGCACAUCAUACUGACUGUAAGUUUAUUAGAGUUAGUGGUGCCGAAUUAGUACAAAAAUAUAUCGGUGAAGGUUCACGUAUGGUUCGUGAGUUGUUUGUGAUGGCAAGAGAACAUGCACCAUCUAUCAUAUUCAUGGAUGAAAUUGAUUCUAUUGGGUCUAGUCGUGUUGAAGGUUCUGGUGGUGGUGAUUCCGAAGUGCAAAGAACUAUGUUGGAAUUACUGAAUCAAUUGGAUGGGUUUGAGACAUCGAAAAAUAUUAAGAUCAUCAUGGCUACAAAUAGACUUGACAUCCUAGAUCCUGCAUUACUAAGGCCUGGUAGAAUAGAUAGAAAAAUUGAAUUUCCGCCUCCAACUGUAGCUGCUAGAACUGAAAUUUUAAGAAUUCACUCAAGAAAGAUGAACUUGACUCGUGGUAUUAACUUAAGAAAGAUCGCAGAUAAAAUGAAUGGAUGCUCUGGUGCUGAUGUGAAGGGUGUAUGUACCGAAGCCGGUAUGUAUGCUUUAAGAGAAAGAAGAAUACAUGUUACUCAAGAAGAUUUUGAAUUAGCAGUUGGUAAGGUCAUGAACAAAAACCAAGAAACUGCAAUUUCUGAGGCUAAAUUAUUUAAGUAG